GGCGGCUGCGGCGGUGGCGGCGGCGCUGUUCCCCGCGCAGUCCUCGGAGCCGGGUCCGGGCUGUGCGAGGUCGGGUGACGGCGCUGCGACCCCGGCCGGUGUCCGACCCCGGGUCGCCUCCCAGGCCGCCCCCCGGGCCCCGCGUCCCCUCCCCCGCUGGCGGGGCCCGGACUAAAGAUGGUGCAGAAGAGAACAGCCGAACUUCAGGGCUUCCACCGUUCGUUCAAGGGGCAGAAUCCGUUUGAGCUGGCCUUCUCCUUGGACCCUGCCCAGCACGGGGACGCUGACUUCAACCCCCAGUGCGAGGUCCGACCUGACAUGCCCUCCAGCCAGCCCAUCGACAUCCCGGAUGCCAAGAAGAGAAGCCGGAAAAAGAAGCGCUGUCGGGCGACCGACAGCUUCUCGGGCAGGUUCGAAGAUGUCUACCAGCUGCGGGAGGAUGUGCUGGGGGAAGGGGCCCAUGCCCGUGUGCAGACCUGUGUCAAUCUGAUCACCAACCAGGAGUAUGCUGUCAAGAUCAUCGAGAAGCAGCUGGACCACAUCCGCAGCAGGGUGUUCCGGGAGGUGGAGAUGCUCUACCAGUGCCAGGGACAUAGGAAUGUCCUAGAGCUGAUUGAGUUCUUUGAGGAAGAGGACCGCUUCUACCUGGUGUUUGAGAAGAUGCGUGGAGGGUCCAUCCUGAGCCACAUCCACAGAAGGCGCCACUUUAACGAGCUGGAGGCCAGCGUGGUGGUGCAGGACGUGGCCAGUGCCCUGGACUUCCUGCAUAACAAAGGUGUGGUGGGGUUGUGGAGUCUGCCCCAGGUCCUGGCCGCUUUAGAGGCACCCUCCCCCCCAACUCCCUGUUCUGUCUCCCUAGGCAUCGCCCACAGGGACCUAAAGCCAGAGAACAUUCUGUGUGAGCACCCCAACCAGGUCUCGCCGGUGAAGAUCUGCGACUUUGACCUGGGCAGUGGCAUCAAACUCAAUGGCGACUGCUCUCCCAUCUCCACGCCUGAGCUGCUCACCCCGUGUGGGUCAGCUGAGUACAUGGCCCCAGAGGUGGUGGAAGCCUUCAGUGAGGAGGCCAGCAUCUAUGACAAGCGCUGCGACCUGUGGAGCCUGGGCGUCAUCCUCUACAUCCUGCUCAGCGGCUACCCGCCCUUCGUGGGCCACUGUGGCAGUGACUGUGGCUGGGAUCGAGGAGAGGCCUGCCCAGCCUGCCAGAACAUGCUGUUUGAGAGCAUCCAGGAGGGGAAGUAUGAGUUCCCCGACAAGGACUGGGCCCAUAUCUCCUUCGCCGCCAAAGACCUCAUCUCCAAGCUGCUGGUCCGAGACGCCAAGCAGAGGCUGAGCGCUGCCCAAGUCCUGCAGCACCCGUGGGUGCAGGGGUGCGCCCCGGAGAACACCCUACCAACACCCUUGGUUCUGCAGAGGAACAGCUGUGCCAAAGACCUCACAUCCUUCGCGGCUGAGGCCAUUGCCAUGAACCGGCAGCUGGCCCAGUGUGAGGAGGACGCUGGGCAGGACCAGCCUGUGGUCAUCCGAGCUACCUCACGCUGCCUGCGGCUGUCCCCGCCCUCCCAGUCCAAGCUGGCCCAGCGGCGCCAGAGGGCCAGCCUGUCCGGCACCCCCGUGGUCCUUGUGGGGGACCGUGCGUGACCCCCACCAGCCCCUUGUACAUACGCCCUGCCCUGCAGGGCCUGAAGGCUAGGGACCGGGGUGCCCGCCCCUUGCCCUGGGGCCCCAGCUCCCCUGGGUCCUGCUGGGGUGUGGGGUGGUUCUGUUGGGAGGUGUUCUCUCUCUCUCCUGUCCUCAGCCCGUCCUGCCCCUGCCCGUUUGGCUUUGUUUUGUUUUGUUUUCCUUUUACCACUAUUGAAAGCAAGUGCCCAGGAGGAGGGCGGAGGGUGCCGGCCGCUGGCCUGCACCCCGCGAUGCUCGCCUGUCAACUGUGAAGGCCAUGCCGCCUGCGCCCCCACCUCCACUCCGGCUACUCCGCUGUCUUCCAGGGCUGGGGGUCCCGCAGGGUCCGCACCCCGCACUCUCCCUGCCCCUCAGUGUUGUCAGGGACAGACAGGCUCUCCUGGGGAGCACAGUCGCCCUUCGUCGGUCCGCCAGGGCACCCUUGGAUCUGGGGCAUGGAACUCCACUGUCCUGGAUAGAGUCCUCUGGGGGGGCGGGUGGAUGGGGACAAUGCACCUGAUUGACCCCCAGCCCCCAUCCCCUACCUGCCCCGUCCCUCGGAGGGUUGACAAUCAGAAUCUCCUCCAGGCUGCGUAGCUCUUGCUCCCAAUCCACUUGCCAGGGGCAGACGUGGAGGAGGACCCUGCAUCCGGCCAGCUCCACCAAGGCAGGAGAAGUGCUGGCCAAGGCCCACAUCAGCAGACAUGGGGUCCCCACGUGUCUCCCCACCCAGGGCACCUGAGUGCCCCCUCUCAGGGCUCAGCCUGACCACGGCCAUGUCCUGCCCUCUGCUGCCCCUGGGUCUGGAGUUCACGAGCUCUCCUGGCUACUUCUGUUACCCAGAGCUGCAGUCGCACUCAGAGGUCCCUCACCUCCCCUCUGCCCCCAAGGGCAGUGACGUGGGUGUGCCUACCUUCAGGAAAGGGGCUGACGCUGCCUUGGCCUCCCGUGGGCAUCCAGGAGAGGCUGGGAAGGCACCGGGGUGGCGCUGCAGGGCCCAGGCCUGGGGCUCGCUCUAGCCACCAGCUACUAUGCAAUAUGAGUUCCCAUUUUCUCCGGGGCCCUGCCCUGCUGGUCGGGGGCGGCGUCAGGGGCCAGGCCACCCCGCCCUGCAACUCUGCUCAGGUGUCUCCAGGGCAGCCCUGGCCUCAAAACUCCUUGGUCAAGAUUGUUUGUCAAGUUUAGUUUAGGCUCUUUUUUUUUUUUUUAAAGACAUAAUUUGACUUGCUUCCCUGUUAUUGAAGAGUACUUGAAUGUCGGGGGUCUGGUGGGUGGGGGCUUGGGACACCCACUGCCCAGCACCCUCCUCCCUAGUCUCAUAGGGUCGCCGCAGUGGGGGGGUGGACAUGCCUUCAGUCCUGCCUGCCUCUGGACACACUUCCAAAGACCCCCUGGAGGGUGGGGGGCUCCCGGGCGCCCCGGUUCUCGCCCAUCAGCAUGAUUCAGCUGUUGGGCACACGAGGACUUGCCCUGCAGGUUCUAGAAGCAACCUGACGGGAUGGUGAGCAGUGUUGGUCCUUCCGUGCCAGACCUGGAAGACGGGUCAGACCCCUAACUGUGAAUGAGAGACAUCCCGGGGUGGCUUGGCCACAAACCAUGCUGAAUUCCGUAAGAAGAGAACGUGUUUAGAGUGGGACGGGCAAGCACUUUGAGCGCCACCCCACCGGGGAGAGACGGCUACCGACCCCUUCCCAACUGUCAACGCCAGGAUUUUGUAUUCUGUUUUGUAAGGAUUUAAUAAAAGUUGAAAAUCUCUGCA
This is a messenger RNA of Peromyscus leucopus (white-footed mouse), 3421 nucleotides long. It is a transcript of the gene Mknk2, whose product is annotated as MAPK interacting serine/threonine kinase 2. The transcript is spliced from 13 exons. Gene Ontology annotation, biological process: intracellular signal transduction; protein autophosphorylation; peptidyl-serine phosphorylation. The coding region runs from base 178 to 1641 and encodes 487 amino acids. Gene Ontology annotation, molecular function: calmodulin binding; calcium-dependent protein serine/threonine kinase activity; ATP binding. The record is from RefSeq and is a predicted model, not a curated record. Lineage: Eukaryota; Metazoa; Chordata; Mammalia; Rodentia; Cricetidae. Gene Ontology annotation, cellular component: nucleus; cytoplasm.